GAAAUAGUGAAACGAAGGCAGCGCUGAAAUCAUUAUGGCACGCACGGAAAAGAUACAGUAUAGGCAGUAUAGCUAAUGCAUUAAUGAUAUUUUGAUAUAAUCAUUGGAACGUCGUAUUUAGGCUACUGUAUAGAAUAAAAUUAGUGGAGCAAAUGUAGUUUUACAAGAUYUCAAUUUAUCUAGGAAUUCUCAUAUGUGAGUUGUUCUUAUUAUUUAGYUGUCGUGACCGGAAAGGCAUCAUAGUUGAUGUAAAGGUCAAGCGAAAAGGAAAAGAGAAGGAUAGGCUAGUGCUUAUACCGAUUCUAAGGUAUUUGGUGUUGAUGGGGACGGUUCACGGGGCAUCAGGAAACGACGGACAGAAAUCAGCUGCAUAUCCUCCACAAAUAUAUACAUGUUUGUUUCGUGCAAGCUACUACCGAUGACCGCAUGGACGGAAAAAAGGACAUCAUCAAUGCCGGAAUUCCUUCUUCUUUGUUCCGUUGAACAUUGUUGAGUCAUGAAUUUUUUGUGGCAUGUCAAAGACUAUGAACUGCUGGUUUGGUUUCAGUGGCGAAAAACUGUUAKAUAAAAUGUCGAAGCGGRCGGAAAAAUUGUGCUAAAGAGGGAUCAAAACUAAAGCGGCGUUAGAAGACCUGGACGGGGUUAAUCUCAUCACAUUAUUUAAAAGUGAUAUCAUAGCAACCGGCGCUGAGCUCAGUUUGUCAUUCUGAUUGUGAUGUGAUCGACAUGAUCUUUGAAACUGAAGACCAUAUAAGAUGCUUAAACUCUAUAAACUUGUAUCCAGUGGUAAUGAAAUCAGUUUUUUUCUCCUUAAAAAUGAACAAUAACUCCCUAACAUUAAUUGGAAGAAAAACCGAGUGCAAUAGUAAUUGCCAAGUCCUCUUUCUAUAUUUCAUACUGGUUAGAUGAAAAAAGGAUUGUCAGAAAAGGUAUGACAGUCAGUCAGAUCAAACCGUUUGCUAAGUUCAUUAUAAACAUAGUCUUCUAAGAAGAGUCAAUGAAGAAAGAAGCUAUGUCGGUAUAAUACAUCCCUGAGUCUGUGCCCUUCAUCUAAUUGUUAGCAGCAAAGCGUUUCCUGGUGUUUGUUAGUUGCUCGGUUGUCUCGAGGUUGUUCCAGAAAAUGCUUGACUAUCAUCAUGACGUCAUAGGUGUUAACAAAACCCACACAAAAGAUUUGAUURUCAGUACUUCCCAAGGGAGYAGUCUUACCAGAUAUCGCUAAUAAAAGCAAAACACAAGCAAACAUGUACUAUAGCGACCGUUAAGUGAUCUGUGAAAUUUUUUAACCUUUAGUUUUUAGUUCCGGUAUUCAAUCAGUUCGUAUCAAAUAACAAGUGAUCACGAGGACUAUCGGAGUACAGGUGUUUAUUUAAACUCGCCUGGACCUACGCAUUUAAACCAGUUGAGCAACAAACAACAGCACAAGACACGUUUCACAAAAUGGACGAACURUUUCGAACCGUCCCUGAACAAGCCAUUCCUGUCGAAGCAAAAAUAACUGGCGAGGUCCCUAAAUGGAUCAAAGGGUGCUUGCUUCGUAAUGGUCCAGCCAUGUAUGAAGUCGGUAAACAUGCAUACAAUCACUGGUUCGAUGGUCUUGGCAUGUUACACUGUUAUAAUAUCGAAGAUGGCAAAGUUACCUACACUAGUCGUUACCUUCGCAGUCAAGCGUAUUCAAGGGCUCAAGAGAAAAGAGGAAUUGCCGUGGCAGAAUUUGGCACUCCUGUCCCGCCUGAUCCAUGUAAAAAUAUUUUCGCGAGGUUUUUUUCUCUGUUUGUGCCUCCAGAAAGAACAGAUAACUGCUCAGUGAGUAUCAUGARCCUUAAUGGACAGCUGUAUGCUGGCAGCGAUUCUCCCUUUGUCAUUGGAUUCGACCCAUAUACACUGGCGACAAAACAGUCUUACAACAUGAGAAAAGACUCUAUCGUACCGAUGCGUCUAUUUUCGCUGACCCCUCACCCRCAUCAAGAUGCAAACGGAACGAUUUUGAACGUCGCUGURUCGUUAAAUAAAGGAACAAAAUACCACUUCCUAGAGACCCCCAGYGAACCAACACCACCAGGCAAAGAAGAGCAGCACCCUCUCAAAGGCACCAAUGUUGUCGCCACAUUUGAACCCAAAAAUAAACUCUGUUAUUAUCACAGCUUUGCGAUGACACCCAAGUACUUCGUCUUCAUCGAGAACCCGUUCGUGGUUGACGUGUGGCGAUUACUGACAAUGAAAAUUCAAGGUCGCUCAUUUCACGACUGCAUGAAAUGGGAUGAAAAGCAACCAUCACGAUUCUAUCUGAUCGAACGAGAGACAGGGAAAUGCAUUGCACGAUACACAGCCGAGAGUUUCUUUUCCUUUCAUCAUGUCAAUGCUUAUGAAAGUGAAGACAGCGUGUUUGUGGAUGUUUGUUGCUACCCGGAUGCUAGUAUUGUUUAUGAAUAUUACCUGUCCAACUUACGCGGCAAACCAGAACACGAGGUCGCUAAAGGGUUCCCAGAAGGAGCAUUGAGGAGGUACACAGUACCUAUCCCAUCAACCGUCAGUAAAAAGCCAACAUUUGUUGCCMUACCAACCUACUCGGAUGGCAAGGACUAUAAACAAUUAAAGUACGGCCUCGAACUGCCAGCGAUCAAUUAUCGAUUUGCUAACGGUCAACCGUACCGGUUUGUCUACGGACUGCAACAAAAGCACUCGGGAGACUUCUUGAAUCAAAUCGUCAAGUUCGAUGUCCUAGCAAAGGAUUCCAAGAUCUGGUAUUCCCGGCAUUGUUUCCCUUCCGAACCAGUCUUCGUACCAGCGCUCGGRGGAAGCGAAGAAGACGACGGUGUCAUCUUAUCAGCGGUUGUUGGCACAAGAGGUAAAAAGUCAUUCCUGUUGAUCCUGGACGCCAAGACGUUUGAYGAAGUGACAAGAGCUGUUAUCGACUGUCCAGUUACACACAGUCUACAUGGAAUGUUUCAUCACAAGUCACCAAUUACACCUGGCUCGGUUAAGAGGGCGUGGCCCGAGGCCUAGAUAUUGGAUUUUACCAUUUURUUUGUGGAAUGAUGAAUGGUAAAAAGAAGCAGUAUAUAUCAAUCAAGCCCAGAGUUAAAGAAAUUCGGUUGCUUUUCCAGUGAACCAAAAACAUUUGUCUCAAGAAAAAGGAAAUACAGUAAAAACAGAGAAUAAUCUKAAAAGUUAUAGUCCAUCAGUCAUAUAUGAAGAAAAUGUAUCCAUGUUUACUUGAAUAUAUCAAGUUGUAAAAAAGGUGUGACAUUGGAAAAGGUACAAGGRAUGUAAGUUUUCCUGGUACUAUAAAACACAGCAACAAAUUCGACUGAAAAAAGAGAUUUUUUUGUACAUCGAGGAUCAAAAUUGAUUUGUAGACCAGCCAAGGUAGCAGCAYAAAAUGGACAGCCUGCCGUUAUCAAUGUUAUUGUAAUUAGUUAUUUAUUGAACUCGAUGAUGAUUUAUUCGAUAAAAAUAAAUAUAUCCAAAA
This is a messenger RNA of Exaiptasia diaphana, 3472 nucleotides long. RefSeq names its product beta,beta-carotene 15,15'-dioxygenase. The coding region runs from base 1441 to 3006 and encodes 521 amino acids. The record is from RefSeq and is a predicted model, not a curated record. The transcript is spliced from 7 exons. Gene Ontology annotation, biological process: carotene catabolic process. Gene Ontology annotation, molecular function: carotenoid dioxygenase activity; beta-carotene 15,15'-dioxygenase activity. Lineage: Eukaryota; Metazoa; Cnidaria; Anthozoa; Actiniaria; Aiptasiidae.